This is a messenger RNA of Xenopus tropicalis (tropical clawed frog), 867 nucleotides long. RefSeq names its product extensin. Lineage: Eukaryota; Metazoa; Chordata; Amphibia; Anura; Pipidae. The transcript has a single exon. The record is from RefSeq and is a predicted model, not a curated record. Bases 1 to 867 code for a protein of 288 amino acids.
AUGGUACUGGCCAAGCCCACUCCAGUAAUGGUACUGGCCAAGCCCACUCCAGUAAUGGUACUGGCCAAGCCCACUCCAGUAAUAGUACUGCCCAAGCCCACUCCAGUAAUGGUACUGGCCAAGCCCACUCCAGUAAUGGUACUGGCCAAGCCCACUCCAGUAAUGGUACUGGUCAAGUCUACUCCAGUAAUGGUACUGGCCAAGCCCACUCCAGUAAUGGUACUGCCCAAGCCCACUCCAGUAAUGGUACUGCCCAAGCCCACUCCAGUAAUGGUACUGGCCAAGCCCACUCCAGUAAUGGUACUGCCCAAGCCCACUCCAGUAAUGGUACUGCCCAAGCCCACUCCAGUAAUGGUACUGGCCAAGCGCACUCCAGUAAUGGUACUGGCCAAGCCCACUCCAGUAAUGGUACUGGCCAAGCCCACUCCAGUAAUGGUACUGGCCAAGCCCACUCCAGUAAUGGUACUGCCCAAGCCCACUCCUGUAAUGGUACUGGCCAAGCCCACUCCAGUAAUGGUACUGGCCAAGCCCACUCCAGUAAUGGUACUGCCCAAGCCCACUCCAGUAAUGGUACUGCCCAAGCCCACUCCAGUAAUGGUACUGCCCAAGCCCACUCCAGUAAUGGUACUGCCCAAGCCCACUCCAGUAAUGGUACUGACCAAGCCCACUCAAGUAAUGGUACUGGCCAAGCCCACUCCAGUAAUGGUACUGGCCAAGCCCACUCCAGUAAUGGUACUGCCCAAGCCCACUCCAGUAAUGGUACUGGCCAAGCCCACUCCAGUAAUGGUACUGGCCAAGCCCACUCCAGUAAUGGUACUGCCCAAGCCCACUCCAGUAAUGGUACUGCCCAAGCCAAAUCCUGGAUGA